CCGACUCCACAAACCCUUCGCACCGAUCGGGCCAAGCCUGGGGUUAUUUUUAUUUGCCCCCUUCCCCCCGCCCGCCCUGGUACGCCGUAGGGUAAAGCCGAUGCCUGCAUUCCCACGAUGGCCGCGAAGUGUCUUGGCGUGAGGGCCGGGUCCUGGCUGGGAGCACGGCGGCGGCCUGCUGCUGUGCGGCGCCGAGGAGCCACCGUGAGGCAGGCAGGCAGGCGGGAAGGCCAUUUUACCUGCGUGGGUUACUGGUGUUCCUGCAAGAGGCUGCCGGGGAGAAUAAUGGGGCAAGAAAGUUGGAGCGCGGCAGAUUGCAGAGACCGUGCAGGAGGCAGCGGUGUUGUUUUACUGCUGCUCUGGGUCAGAUAGGAGCGCGCCAGCCAUGGGUGUAAUCUCGGCUGUGCUUGGUGCUGCUCAGGUGCAAACCCUUGGACUCCCCAAGACAAAGGAAGGCGAGAGGAGGAGCCUGAUCUUAGAGACGUAGGACUGAGAGAGACUUGGAAUGAAAGAAAGAGAUUACCGAACAAAGGGAAAAGAGUAGGUUUGGCUGCUGUGGUAGGGAAGAGAUGGACUGUUCGGAGAAGAAAGAUUUUAGAAAAUGCUUAGUCCCGGCCUCUUCAAACAUCGGCCAGUGGGACAGCACAAAGGCAGCUACUGACGUGAAGAUAAACCGAUUGUGUAACAAGCGCCUUGUGGCCUUAGUGCCAAGUGACACUUCAUUCAACACCAGACGAGCCUACACCAGCGAGGAUGAAGCCUGGAAGUCGUAUUUGGAGAACCCUCUAACAGCAGCUACCAAGGCUAUGAUGAGCAUAAAUGGUGAUGAGGACAGUGCUGCUGCCCUUGGCCUAUUGUAUGACUAUUAUAAAGUGCCCAGAGAUAAAAGGCUGUUGUCUGUUAACAAAGUGAAUGAUAAUCAAGAAGACCAAGAUAAAAGAAAUUGCCUUAAUACCACGGAAGCUCAGAGCAAUUUGAGUGGGGGAGAGAACCGCGUGCAAGUCCUGAAGACAGUGCCAGUUAACCUCUCCUUGAACCAAGACCCUUUGGAGUCCUCCAAAAGAGAAUACAACACAAAUGUGUCUGGAAGCUCAACACCCAUCACGGGGACUGCAGUGACUGUGGUUAAAGCAGAGGAGUUCACCCCUGUGUUUAUGGCCCCACAAGCACACUAUGGCAGAGGGGAGAGUGAGGAGCACCGAGGGGUUAUUUUUGAGCCAUAUGAGGUGUCCAGCAUUGCUCCUCACACAAACUACCUGAAGGAUGACCAGCGCAGCACUCCAGACAGCACCUACAGUGACACCUUCAAAGAUGGAGGAGCAGAAAAGUACCGAAGCGUGUCGGUGGGGGCUGAGGAAUACAUCUACGAACAAACAAGCACUUUUCAGUACACUCUGGAAGCUACCAAAUCCCUGCGCCAGAAGCAAGGGGAGGGCCCCAUGACCUACUUGAACAAAGGCCAGUUCUACGCCAUCACCCUGAGCGAGACGGGGGACAACAAAUGCUUCCGGCACCCCAUCAGCAAAGUCAGGAGCGUGGUGAUGGUUGUUUUCAGUGAGGACAAGAACAGAGAGGAGCAGCUGAAGUACUGGAAGUACUGGCACUCUCGGCAGCACACAGCCAAGCAGAGAGUCCUGGACAUUGCUGAUUACAAGGAGAGUUUCAAUACCAUCGGGAACAUUGAAGAAAUCGCUUUUAAUGCCGUGUCCUUCACUUGGGAUGUCAAUGAGGAGGCAAAGAUCUUCAUCACGGUGAACUGCCUGAGCACAGACUUCUCCUCACAGAAAGGAGUCAAAGGGCUUCCUCUGAUGAUCCAGAUCGACACCUACAGCUACAACAACCGCAGCAACAAGCCCAUCCACCGAGCCUACUGCCAGAUCAAGGUGUUCUGUGACAAGGGAGCAGAACGGAAAAUCCGAGAUGAGGAGAGGAAGCAGAACAGGAAGAAGGGCAAAGGGCAGGCAUCCCAAGCCUCGUGUAACAGCUCUGAUGGGAAGUUGAGUGCACUCCCUCUGCAGAAAAAGAGCGACAUCACCUUCUUCAAAACCAUGGCUGACCUGGACUCCCAGCCAGUGCUCUUCAUACCAGACGUUCACUUCGGAAACCUGCAAAGGGCCGGGCAGGUUUACUACAACACAGACGAUGAGAGAGAAGGCAGCAGUGUCCUGGUCAAAAGGAUGUUCCGCCCUGUGGAAGAGGAGUUUGGUCCCUCCCCUCUGAAACAAGUGAAAGAAGAAGGACUGAAAAGAGUGCUUUUGUAUGUGAGGAAGGAGACAGAUGAAGUGUUUGAUGCUUUGAUGCUGAAGUCACCCACAGUAAAGGGGCUGAUGGAAGCGAUCUCUGAGAAGUAUGGGCUGCCAGUUGAGAAGAUUGCAAAGCUUUAUAAGAAGAGCAAAAAGGGUAUUUUGGUAAAUAUGGAUGACAACAUUAUUGAGCACUAUUCCAACGAGGACACAUUCAUCCUGCACAUGGAGAGCAUGGCUGAAGGCUUCAAGGUCACACUAACAGAGAUCUAGCCUCAGGCAGAGCCUUUCUGGGAGGAACCACAGCAUUUCACACGUCUUGGAAAGCAGAAGAUCCCCUGGGAAUUUGACAGCCAUUGAUCAGAGCCUGUUACAAGACUGCUUUGAAACUCCUGCCCGA
Messenger RNA from Pogoniulus pusillus (Red-fronted tinkerbird), 2643 nucleotides. RefSeq names its product grainyhead like transcription factor 2 (gene GRHL2). Gene Ontology annotation, cellular component: nucleus. The record is from RefSeq and is a predicted model, not a curated record. Gene Ontology annotation, molecular function: RNA polymerase II cis-regulatory region sequence-specific DNA binding; DNA-binding transcription activator activity, RNA polymerase II-specific. NCBI's taxonomy places the organism in Eukaryota, Metazoa, Chordata, Aves, Piciformes, Lybiidae. Gene Ontology annotation, biological process: neural tube development; regulation of transcription by RNA polymerase II; brain development.